AUGUCUGGCGCCGAGAUCGGCAUCGCGGUAAUCGGGGCGGUAGCGGCCUUGAUCACGGCCUACAGAGAUGCAGGCACCAUUGUCGAAAACAUCAAGGAACGCCGUAAGGCUAAGGGUGCCUUACCUCCAAGUGUCGCCCUCGAGGAAUCAAUCCAGGAAGGGCACCAGGAGAUUGAAAAGAUUACAGCCAAAGGUAUUCAACGGUUUGGUUCAGACUUCGAACAGGGCGACGACAUUGCUCAUCGAGCCUUGCAGAGUCUGACCAUCGAAGUCCAGGCGUCUUUCCUCCAUCACUUGACUCUCGCCAGCAAGGAUGACAAUGUCACCAAUUUCGAGGCAUGCAUCGACUCGGCCAUCGAAGCCAGACUACGAGCGGUCACCAUUCUCAAUGAGCUGUACCUCCGCCAGCAGAAACGGUCCAGCCUCCAGUCCGAGCCUGAAGUUACGGUGGCCCAGCCAUCUCCGAGAGAUUCCAAAGAUUCCAAAGAGUUCAAGGAGCUCGAGGGAGGAAAGAAGCGGAGUAGUAACCUGACACGAGAAUCCGAACCACUUUCGACCAGCCCAUUGCGAUCGCGGAAACCAUCGUGGAAUCCAUUCAAGAAUCUGCAUCGCACAUCAUCUUCAGAGCAGCCCAAAGAAAGCACGACAUCGGCUCCUCCAAUUGCUCGAAGCUCCUCAUCCAAUUACCACUCCCCGACUUUGUCUCCGCGACCAAUGAUGUCGUCUUCCCCGGGCUCUCUGAACGACUUUCGCAGAUCACAGAUCAUGACUCCGCCCAUCAGCCCUGCGUCAACCCAUUCAUCGCUCGACGCGCUGACGGCGGCUGGAUUUUGCAAGGGAGCGUACUAUGUUCAACAGGGAAUAUAUGACAAGGCGGUGCAAGUCUCAAUGAAGAACAUGGAAUGGUCGUGCCAUUGUCGCAAAUGUCCGUUUGCGACACCCGCCGACCGAGACGAACGUGGCCGACCACGCUUCGACGACCGAAUAUACGAGGCAAACACGCUCCGUUUUCGGUCGCUGCUGCUGUUCAAAUCCCACUUGUCAUCCAGCCAAAAGAAACGACGAUUCUACAAAUGCCUGAUUUGUGUGUUUGGCGGAGAUUCCUCUUCAUCCUUUGAAGGAGAACAUCACCUUUUUGAGCACAUGUCCCGUCACCAAGGGGGAGUAUUAGGAGGGCUGGAACUCUGCGGACCGAUAUGCUUGGAGCCCAAUGGAGUAAGAGCGGGAUCUGAAGGAACGUUUGACCUUUGCUUUUCGGAUCCCUCGAGAUUUUCUCUUCCUCCCAGCGCCAUUGAGCUUGACGUGACAGAGAUAUUAGAGGCGGAUAGUAUAGAAGUUACAGAAGAAGACGAAGUAUUUAAGAACCAGUGGGUGGAUCAGGUCCGGAAAUGA
Messenger RNA from Rhinocladiella mackenziei CBS 650.93, 1392 nucleotides. RefSeq lists its product as uncharacterized. The record is from RefSeq and is a predicted model, not a curated record. Lineage: Eukaryota; Fungi; Ascomycota; Eurotiomycetes; Chaetothyriales; Herpotrichiellaceae. The coding region runs from base 1 to 1392 and encodes 463 amino acids. The transcript has 2 exons.